UCAGCUGCUACAAAGGCGACGUGAGACGAGAUAAAAUGGAACUAAUCACGUCACAUUGCAGUGAAUAAACGAGGAAAAUUUAUAAUCGCCCUUUGCGGUUAUUUUUUUUUCGUUUGUCUUCUCUGCACGUGUAAAAAUGGCGUCGCUAACGAGUGUACGUUUAAUCGUGCGAAAUACCGGCAUUUUAAGAAAUUCCCGACGAUGCUUGAAUUUAUUACAAAAUGAAGCGUCACACAAAAUUCAAGAGAAAUUCAUUCACAAUGCAACAAGGUGUCCACUGUCAAUUCAUAAGGGCUUAACGGAAUCACGAGUCAAGCAGGUGCGCCAUUACAGUUCAGUGGAACCAAGAAGUUUGAAAAUAAUCACCGAUCGUGUUCUAUUGGUUCUCAAAUUGUUUGACAAAAUUGAUCCAGAAAAGUUGACUGCAGAUUCACAUUUCACCAAUGACUUAGGACUAGAUUCUUUGGAUCAUGUGGAAAUAAUAAUGGCAGUUGAAGAUGAAUUUGGUUUUGAAAUACCAGAUAUGGAUGCAGAAAGAUUAAUGAAACCAGCUGAUAUAAUUCGUUAUAUAGGUGAUAAACAAGAUGUUUAUGAAUAAUAUUAAUAUUAAUAAUAAUAAUAAUAAUAAAACUUCUCACUUUCA
Messenger RNA from Leptopilina boulardi, 643 nucleotides. RefSeq names its product acyl carrier protein, mitochondrial (gene ND-ACP). Gene Ontology annotation, biological process: fatty acid biosynthetic process. Lineage: Eukaryota; Metazoa; Arthropoda; Insecta; Hymenoptera; Figitidae. The transcript has 3 exons. The coding region runs from base 137 to 598 and encodes 153 amino acids. Gene Ontology annotation, cellular component: mitochondrion. The record is from RefSeq and is a predicted model, not a curated record. Gene Ontology annotation, molecular function: acyl carrier activity; acyl binding.